Messenger RNA from Lacerta agilis (Sand lizard), 1330 nucleotides. Its product is annotated as keratin, type I cytoskeletal 19-like. Gene Ontology annotation, molecular function: structural molecule activity. The coding region runs from base 39 to 1316 and encodes 425 amino acids. The record is from RefSeq and is a predicted model, not a curated record. The transcript is spliced from 8 exons. Lineage: Eukaryota; Metazoa; Chordata; Lepidosauria; Squamata; Lacertidae.
GCUGGUAGUUCUUAGCUAAAGAAGAAGAAGAAGAAUCAAUGGCUUUCUCUGGCUUUUCCUCUGUUCAGUCUUCUCGACCAAGCCUAGCUGGCUCAAUCUACAAAACAUCGUCCGUCAAAACAUACCGAGCGCCCAGUGUCCAUGGAGGAGCUGGUGGGUACGGCACCCGCAUCUCCACCGGCACCAGCUAUGGUGGCUUGGGCGGUGGCUUUCAGCUUGGUGCUUCCACCAGCGACCUGCUGCUUGCCGGCAGUGGGAAGGCGACAAUGCAGAAUUUGAACGACCGCUUGGCUGUGUAUCUGGACAAGGUGCGCUCCUUGGAAAAGAGCAAUGCUCAGCUUGAAAUGCAGAUCCGCGAGUGGUAUGAGAAGUGCUCCCCUGUUGCUAAGCAAGACUACAGCAUGUAUUUUAAAACCAUUGAAGACCUCCAGAACAAGAUUAUUGCAGAACGAUUGGCCAACACCCAGACUGUGUUGGCAAUUGACAAUACCAAGCUGGCAGCCGAUGAUUUCCGAGUGAAAUACGAGAAUGAGCUGGGUCUCAGACAAAGUGUGGAAAAUGACACAGCAGGGUUAGCCAGACUCAUCGAUGACUUGACCCUGGUUAAGUCUGAUCUUGAGCAUCAGGUCGAAGGUCUGAAGGAAGAACUGGCUUACCUCAAGAAAAAUCACGAAGAGGAAAAGGCAAGAUUGCAGAAUCAGCUGGGUGGCACCGUGUCAGUCGAGGUGGAUGCUGCUCCAGGCAUUGAUCUGGGACAGAUUAUGGACAACAUGCGCCAGCAGUAUGAAGUCAUGGCUGAAAAGAAUCGUCAAGAGGCUAAAGACCGUUUUGAUAAACAGGUUGAAGAAUGGAAUAUAGAGGUGACCACCACUACACAACAACUUGAGGGCCAUAGAAAUGAGGUCACAGAGCGGAGACGUACACUUCAGACCCUGGAGAUUGAACUCCAAUCUCAGCUUAACUUGAAAGCGGACCAGGAGAAUAUCCUGGCGGAAACCGAAGCACGUUACGGAGCCAUCUUGGCCCAGAUACAGGCUUCCAUUGGGAACAUGGAGGCCCAGCUGAUGCAGCUGCGGAGUGACAUGGAGCGCCAGAGCCAGGAGUACAACAGCCUCUUGGACAUCAAGGUCAAGCUAGAGGCAGAGAUCGCCACGUAUCGCCGCCUGCUGGAAGGGGAAGACAGCAGGACUAUUCUUGAAGAACUGGAAGCUGAAAAAGAAAGGAAUAAAGUCCUGAGGAUCAAGACUGUUGUUGAAGAGAUGGUCGAUGGGCAAGUGGUAUCAUCCAGAACUGACGAGCGGGAGCAGAAGAUGUAGCCGGUGGUGGAAUG